Messenger RNA from Prunus avium (sweet cherry), 1902 nucleotides. RefSeq names its product 3-hydroxy-3-methylglutaryl coenzyme A reductase 1. Gene Ontology annotation, biological process: sterol biosynthetic process; coenzyme A metabolic process; isoprenoid biosynthetic process. NCBI's taxonomy places the organism in Eukaryota, Viridiplantae, Streptophyta, Magnoliopsida, Rosales, Rosaceae. Gene Ontology annotation, cellular component: peroxisomal membrane; endoplasmic reticulum membrane. Gene Ontology annotation, molecular function: protein binding; hydroxymethylglutaryl-CoA reductase (NADPH) activity. The record is from RefSeq and is a predicted model, not a curated record.
UCUCUCUCUAAUAAUGGCCGUUCGUCGGCGACCCCCAAACCCACCCGCUGCCGGCGAACCCGCUAAAUCCCAGAAGCAAAACCUCAAGGCCUCCGACGCGCUUCCUCUGCCGCUCUACCUCACCAACGGCCUCUUCUUCACGCUCUUCUUCACCGUCGCCUACUUCCUCCUCCACAGGUGGCGCGAGAAGAUCCGCACGUCCACGCCGCUCCAUGUGCUGACGCUCUCGGAGAUCGCCGCCCUCUUCUCCCUCUUCGCCUCCGUCAUCUACCUCCUCGGCUUCUUCGGCAUUGACUUCGUCCAGUCUUUCGUCUCCCCCAACAACGCCCGCGCCCCCCACGACUCCUGGAAUGACGUCGUCGCCGUCGAACAACAGCCAAAAAAUGACGUCGUCCGGGGUGCCGGUCGGGUAUGUUCAGAUCCCGGUCGGAGUGGCCGGGCCGCUGCUGCUGGACGGCGAGGAGUUCACAGUGCCGAUGGCGACGACGGAGGGUUGUCUGGUGGCGAGCACCAAUAGGGGAUGCAAGGCCAUCCACGUGUCGGGCGGGGCCCAGAGCGUGGUUCUCAAGGACGGCAUGACCCGGGCGCCCGUUGUCAGGUUCAGCUCUGCCGCCAGAGCUGCCGAACUCAAGUUCUUCGUCGAGGACCCUCUCAACUUUGAUUCUCUCGCCGUCGUUUUCAACAGAUCUAGUAGAUUCGCAAGGCUUCAGAGGAUACAAUGCGCAGUAGCAGGGAAGAAUCUGUACAUGAGGUUUACUUGCAGCACUGGAGAUGCCAUGGGAAUGAACAUGGUCUCCAAAGGCGUCCAAAAUGUUCUAGAUUUCCUUCAAAGUGACUUCCUUGACAUGGAUAUCAUUGGCAUCUCUGGAAAUUUCUGCUCAGACAAGAAACCAGCAGCUGUAAAUUGGAUAGAAGGGAGAGGCAAAUCUGUGGUAUGUGAGGCAGUGAUCAGGGAAGAGGUGGUGAGGAAGGUGCUGAAGACGAAUGUGGCAGCCCUAGUGGAGCUUAACAUGCUCAAAAACCUUACUGGUUCUGCAAUGGCUGGUGCUCUUGGUGGAUUCAAUGCCCACGCCAGCAACAUUGUUUCUGCAAUUUACUUAGCCACUGGGCAGGACCCUGCUCAGAAUGUAGAGAGCUCUCACUGCAUCACCAUGAUGGAAGCCGUCAAUAAUGGCAAGGACCUUCAUGUCUCAGUCACCAUGCCUUCCAUUGAGGUGGGAACAGUUGGAGGAGGAACACAACUUGCAUCCCAAUCAGCCUGCUUGAACCUAUUAGGUGUGAAAGGAGCAAGCAAAGACUCUCCUGGUUCAAACUCAAGGAAAUUGGCCACCAUUGUAGCUGGCUCUGUCCUAGCAGGGGAGCUCUCACUCAUGUCAGCCCUGGCAGCUGGGCAGCUGGUCAAGAGCCACAUGAAAUACAACAGGUCUAGUAGGGAUGUCUCAAAACUUGCUUGCCCCAGCUAAAUAUGGAAAGAAUUAAAAACCAAACCCCCUUUGAAUCUUGAUGUAUGUAGCCAGCGAGAGAAAUUAAUUUAAGCUCACAAAAGGACACUUUUGGGGGUUGUGGGUUGGGGAGAGAACAUGCAUGGUGGGUGUGUCACAUGUGUUAGAGAAGAAUUUUUGCAUAUGGGGUGGGCAAUUUCAAUGGAAAAAAGAAAAUAAAAAAGAAAAAGAAAAAAGCCUCUGUGCAUGGUCUUUUUCUAAGAUGUACUGAGAGCCUGAAAUUAUGAAGUGUGGGUGGAGGCAGGAAACACAGAGAGAGAGAGAGAUCAUAGGAAAUGUUGGUUUUUAUAUCUUUGUGGUUGUGUAUGGCAGAUGAAGCCACUUGUGAGGAGCAAGAGGCCCCAGUAUCUUGUUGGUAGUAUUAGCUGGCUGGCGUUGUAAUCUUUGAUUAAAUUGUUUG